This is a messenger RNA of Numida meleagris (helmeted guineafowl), 3652 nucleotides long. RefSeq names its product chromosome 20 C1orf174 homolog (gene C20H1orf174). Lineage: Eukaryota; Metazoa; Chordata; Aves; Galliformes; Numididae. The record is from RefSeq and is a predicted model, not a curated record. Bases 1637 to 2425 code for a protein of 262 amino acids. The transcript is spliced from 3 exons.
GACAACAGAUUCUAAUAAAAACCACUUUUUAAUGUUGUUGAGACUAAGUCCUCUUUUAUGUGGAAAUGUGAAUUUAAUGUAAAUAGUUUGCACCGCUCUGCUUCUCUUUAAGGGCUUGCUGGCUGCUGGCAGUCUCUGUGCAGUCUUUCAAGGCACUCAGGUGGCACUGUGCUGCCGGGACGUGGGCAGAUCUCUGAGGGGGUUCUUGCUGCCUCUCCUGGGAGCCUCUCUGCACUCUGCGAUGGAUGUUUUCUCAGAGAGGGAUCAGAAAAUGCAACAUCUGCAGUUGAGAAAUUGCCAUCGUUUUCCCACGAAGGAAGGUUAUUGAGAGGGAACGCAGUGCACAGAAUCCAGGAGCUUUGCAAAGAAGCUCAACGGGUUGAUGGUUGGACUUGAUGAUCUCAGUAGUCUUUCCAACCUUUAUGAUGCUGAUUCUAAGCCCUGGUGAUCUGGCUUUGUCUGUGCAAGGUGUGCGUCCCUUGGACGUGUCCGAGGCCACCUGGCAGAGUCUGGCACCUCAGUGUUAUAGAAACUAUUCAUUAACAUCUCCAAAAUUCUUUUUUUCUUUUUGCUAUUUUCGGUUCACAGAGGAAAUUGAAAUGGCAACCAAGUUUUCCAGCAGCAGCAGAAAUGCUGCUCUGCAGCCAGUUCCAGUCUCUCUUGUUUACGAGGCAGUAUAAGUUUUCACUGUAUAAUAAAAACAAUCAUCUGUAUUCCUUGGCUGCGAGCAACAACACUGACAGUGGAGCAAGUUUUGGUGCUUUGGAGGAGAAUAUGAAUCAUCUCAGCCACAGAACAAAGCACAGAAGACCCCUAAGCACUGAGCAAAGCUGCAAAACAACGCAUCAGGCCUGUUUUAGAACCUCUGCAGGCGUUGUGGUGUUGGGAAAAAAACAUCUGAGCUGAAUAUCCUCAGAGGAAUAUUGUUGCCACAUCUCUGAGAUUUAAGUUGUUGCUCGUCUUUUUUUUUUCAGGCCAGGAUGCGCGGAUGGGAAUGUUAUCUGUUGGCUUGGGGUACGAGCACAGGUAACAGCCUGAAACCGCAGAGAAUUGCAGCAUGGCUCUGAAGCGAGGAAGCACAUUAUCCAUGCAGAAUUAUAGAAAUCCCCAUCGUGUCCUCAAAGCACAGAGUUAACAGAAAGCAGGCACGGGGUUUUGUGCUAUGGGCAGAGCCAUAGGCCUGAGCUGCCCACAGCGAUCUGCCUCGCCUCCCAGCGAGGACACACUUAAACCCGUGUGCUGCUCUGCUACGCAAACUCAUUGCUCUCCUCAGAGUCCUUGAAGUGAAAGAGGGAUUUGUGUUCCUGACACCAUUCGUUCCCUGAAGGCUGUGGAAGCGAGCCGAGAGGCACAGCUGGAUAAUGACUUCCCAAUGCACCUCUCAGAACCAAAGCUUCCAGAAAGAAGGCAGUGAGAAGCGAAAGACCUGAAGUGCUUAUCACCCACACUGCCAGCACACGAAUGUAUUUUAUUUUUUUUUUCCAACAGAAAAGCUGGCCGCUGCGUUUCCCCUCAGCAACAGGCGGCUCAACCGCCGUUAUCCGGCAGUUCAAGGCCUCACCCCGCCCCUCCUGUGGGGAAGGGCGGCCCGCAGCGCUGGGCUCGGACCCCGCCGGGCACGCCGCCCCUCCCCAAGAUGGCGGCGGGCGGGCAGGCGCGGGCCGGGGCCGCGAGGGGGGCGAGCGGCUCGAGGAGCCGGCAGGUGAGGGCUGCUGCGACGGGCCGGGCCGGGCCGGGGAGCGCCUGGGGACGGCUCGGGCUGCGGAGGCCGCGCGGUGCCGUUGUGGUGGCAGCGGGGAGGCCCGGAGCGAUGGGGAAGCGCUCAGCGACUUCUUCACACAAAGCAGCUGGCAAACGGCCCUCCAAGAGGCUAAAAUGUGAAAAAAACAGUCGGGUGAAGUCAGGACUGGAAGGCCGUACGUGUGGGAUUGGGAACCCUCCCGCACCUCAAACACCUGCUGAACGUGACCCCUCACAAGAUUCAGGAGACCACGAUGUAAUUCAACCGAAAAAAAAUGAAAGCAUUCCAGAAACUAGUGGAGAAAAACAGGAGAAGGAACAUGAUGCUUCUUCAGAGCCGUUCACAGUGAAAUCAAGUAGUGCUCCUUCAAAAACAGACAGCAGUGAAAAUCUGCAAGAUGGUGCCUGCAGAGAGGAGGAGAGCAGCUGUGAGAGCGCGAUUUCGGAAGGGACCAGCUUGAAGGAUGGAGACAUCCCUAAGAAAGCAACAGAACUGGAUAACAGUGCUUUCUUGGAUGAAGACAGUAACCAGCCAAUGCCACUGGAUCGGUUCUUUGGAAAUAUUGACUUUAUGGAGGAUCAGCUAGCAGCUGUACUCCCGAGCACAACAAUGAGCAGGCGGGAAUACAGAAGGCUGCAUUUCAUCGCCAAGGAAGAUGAGGAGGAGGAUGAGGACGUUCUCUAGCAGCAAACUGUAAAACAAAGGAAACUUUUUUUUCAUUUUCCUUUGGUUUUCUAACAGUGUGAUAGUGGUUGGCUGUAUCACUAGCAUGAUGUGUCAGUAUUUGCAUUUUCUUAGAGAAUGGGUAGAGUCUAUUUCUACAGUUGUCAGAUACAGUAUUCCUCCCCAGUUUUCUGGGGCAGAGUUUGACUGAAUUCUCAGAGAACUGGACAUAAAUUGUAAUUGAUUGUUUAUCACUAGUACUUAUUAAAAAAGCAUGGAAAAUAUAAGCUCCUAUUGUUACAAAUCUGAGCUCAUAUUUACAGCGAACAAUUGGCCUAUUCUCACUUAUUUUUAAAAAAUUAUCAUCUUAGGACAGUUCUCUUUUAUUUCUGUGAUGUCUGCCAUUACAGCAUCUUGCUAGUAAUGCAGCCAGUUGACUUGCCUAGUUCAAAGAGGGACACCAGCAUCUGUUGUGCAAGUUCUCUUGCACUGUUUACCUCUAAACCAGAAGCAAUUAACCUCUAAAAUGCAAUUCUGCUGGCAAAACUCAAUGCAUAUAUGUGAUCAUGAAUUCAGUGUUUUUUUCAUCUCUGGACAUUAAACUUUUUUGUUGCUCCUUGGUUCUCUGAACAACCACGUGAAGCUCAUGGCUUCCCCCUUCCACCAAAUCAGCUGUAAGCAGUGCCCUUCUAAUAGCUCUGUAAUGCAGCUUGUUCAGUGUUUUCAACUGACUUCCAAAGGUUAUGAAGAGAAAUCUUGUAAACAGUGAUCAAGGCAGAAUAGAAUCUCUCAGUGGAGGACUUUAGUGGUAGAUAAACAAGUAUUGAUGGCCAAGUAGAUACGGGUCUGUCCUUCAAAUGUAUUAUUUCUGGCCUGCAUUUUUAGAAGAUGAUGAGCAACCUCACAUGAUUUCAGGAAUUGCUAACUCAUCCAGUGUUUAUGCUAAUACUUUGGAAGUGUGAUUAUGCAAGAAGAUCCCAGAUACUUAUUAUUGUAAACGCAGAAGAAACUAUUUCUAAAAAUACAGAGAAAAUAUGAUCAGCAGAUGGUUUAAAUCAAUGUUAAUUUCUACAGCUAUAGUAUGUUGAACAUUCAAAAAUCUUAAGCCAAACAAAUUGUAUAUGCAUGACAUGUUAAUUUAUUCACAUUCCCACUCCAGUUGAUGUAUUGUUUCUGUCAGUGCUAGUUCUUGGCUCCUUUUUCCCCUCAAGUCUGUAACACUGAAAAAAAUCUUAACAUUUUAGUGCA